This is a messenger RNA of Corythoichthys intestinalis (scribbled pipefish), 5199 nucleotides long. RefSeq names its product SIN3 transcription regulator family member B (gene sin3b). The transcript has 19 exons. Gene Ontology annotation, biological process: negative regulation of transcription by RNA polymerase II. Gene Ontology annotation, cellular component: Sin3-type complex; chromatin. Bases 426 to 4247 code for a protein of 1273 amino acids. Gene Ontology annotation, molecular function: transcription corepressor activity. NCBI's taxonomy places the organism in Eukaryota, Metazoa, Chordata, Actinopteri, Syngnathiformes, Syngnathidae. The record is from RefSeq and is a predicted model, not a curated record.
CAUUUUUUUCCCUCUCACUUGACUCUGGUUUCCGGACGCUGAGAAACAGCGCUGCCGCCGAAUUUAAAGAGACAGGCGAUAGUUAUUUUAAACACGAUAAACGGCAACCAUUGUCCCUGAGCUUUUUCCCCCUCCUCCGAUGCGUCUUAACUCCGCUCUUUCAAUUCGACGAUGUUUCGCCAAAGUCUCGUCGAGUAGCUGCUUGUCAGUCAUCUACCUCCACUCGCCUGGAUUUUCCGUCCGUUAGCGCCGUGUAGAGUGAGACUACCCGAGCCAGGCAAAGUAGGGCUGCUCUACUCGCUUGCUCGCGGGUGGCAGGCUGGCUCCCCGACCGAGAGGACGUUUUGUCGGCUAGCCAACCCGCCGAAGCGACACCGAAGCUUUGCUCCCAAGUUGGGCUCCUGCAGCCUCCCUUCGCCGGGCUCAUGGCGAAGAUCCAGGCGCACAGCACGGGGAAACAAAUCAACCAAAUUCAAGACAAGCCCUUCGUUAUAACACAAAAGCAAGUGCAGCAGCAGCACUUCCAGAAGCUGAAGGUUGAAGAUGCCUUGUCGUAUCUGGACCAGGUUAAAAUACGUUUUGCAAACGAUCCUGGAAUAUACAACAAGUUUCUGGACAUCAUGAAAGAGUUCAAAUCUCAAAGCAUUGACACUCCAGGGGUAAUAAACAGAGUGUCACAACUUUUCCAUGGCCACCCCGACUUAGUAUUGGGCUUCAAUGCCUUCCUCCCGCCUGGGUAUCGGAUAGAAGUCCCAAAGAAUGGAAUUGCCUUCCUUCAGUCACCGUUCUCCGCACAGGUGUCACCCGGUCAACAGGGGAAGAUUGUCACCGCCUCGCCCGUGACAUCGACUUCUGGUGCCGCAUCCGCCGCCACCUCUGAAGCUGGACCUGGCCACGCUGUUGAUGUAAAGCCAGCCUCAGCAGAGUCCCUAUCUUCCUCAACCUCUUCAGCCGGGCCCCUAGAAAAUCCCAGCCGACUGUCCCUUCCUUUGGCAAGUAGAGAGAGUCAGAAUCAGGCUGCAACCUCGUCAGUGUCCCCACCCGCCUCAGAGACUAGCCCGGUCGAGUUUGACAGUGCCAUUAGCUACGUGAACAAGAUCAAAAACCGUUUUCUGGACCACCCAGAGAUCUACAGAGCCUUCCUAGAGAUUCUUCACACAUAUCAGAAGGAGCAGCUGGAGGUGAAGGAGAGCCGGGGCAGUCGAGGUACCAGCGGGAUGACUGAAGAUGAGGUGUUUUCUAAAGUUGCCAGUCUUUUCAAAGGACAAGAGGACCUGCUGGCCGAGUUUGGCCAAUUCUUGCCUGACGCCAAGAGAUCACUGUUCACCGGAAACUCGUUGACGGGAACGAAAGAGCAGCUGAAGAGACCAGAUGAUGAUGACCUGAUAACCAAACAGAAUAAAAAGAGGCCCAGACCCAUACUCCUGCCCCACAUGUCUCCUCUACUUAAGAAAAAAAUGAAGUAUUCCUGUACCAAAGACCAGUCCAUUGCUUCAGUCGGCAAACAUGGAGUUUUGCGAGAAUUUUCCUUCUUUGAUAAGGUUCGCCGCUUGUUUAAAAGCCAGGAAGUGUAUGAGAACUUCCUGCGCUGCAUUGCCUUGUUCAACCAGGAGGUGGUAUCAGGAGCUGAGCUGCUCCAGUUAGUCACUCCUUUCCUGGGGAAGUUUCCUGAAGUGUACACACAGUUCAAGUCCUUUCUGGGAGACAAAGAGCUCUCUCAUGCCAUGUCGGGGCUGUCGGAUCGCUAUAUGGAGGGAGGAGGAGGCAGGGAGGUGGAUUAUGCCUCUUGCAAGCGCCUGGGUUCCAGCUACAGAGCGCUGCCCAAGACCUACCAGCAGCCUAAAUGCAGUGGGCGGACCGCCUUAUGCAAAGAGGUGUUAAAUGACACCUGGGUGUCAUUCCCCUCCUGGUCGGAGGAUUCCACAUUUGUCAGCUCUAAAAAGACUCCAUAUGAGGAGCAACUUCACCGCUGUGAGGAUGAAAGAUUUGAGUUGGAUGUGGUUCUAGAGACAAACCUGGCCACCAUCCGAGUGCUUGAAAGCGUCCAGAAGAAGCUGUCACGUCUCUCACCCGAAGACCAGGAUCGUUUCCGACUAGACGACUGCCUGGGUGGCACCUCAGAGGUCAUCCAGCGCCGCGCCGUGUAUCGUAUCUAUGGUGACAAAGCGCCCGAGAUCAUCGAGGGACUGAAGAGGAGUCCGGCCACGGCGGUGCCUGUGGUGCUAAAGAGGUUAAAAGCCAAGGAAGAGGAAUGGAGAGAGGCCCAGCAGGGGUUCAACAAGAUCUGGAGGGAGCAGUAUGAGAAGGCCUACCUCAAGUCCUUGGACCACCAAGGAGUCAACUUCAAACAGAACGACAUGAAGGCGCUACGCUCAAAGAGUCUCCUAAAUGAGAUAGAAAGUGUCUACGAUGAGCGACAGGAGCAGAGUACAGAGGAGGGAGGCGUUGGCCAGCAGGCUCGCAAUGGCUCCAGCUCGGCGUCGGCCAGCGAGCCUCACAUGGUGUUUACGUACGAGGACAAACAGGUCCUGGAGGACGCUGCCGCGCUCAUCAUUUACCACGUCAAACGCCAGCCCACCAUCCACAAAGACGACAAGGACCACAUCAAGCGCAUCAUCCAACACUUUGUCCCCGACCUCUUCUUCUCACGCCGUGGUGAGCUCAGCGACACUGAGGACUGGACUGAUGAGGAAGCAGAGACUGAGGAGGGAGGAGCGAGCGGCGCAGCGGCAGCAACGACCGCAUCAACGACGUCGUCGUCUUCGACGACAACUAACUCUUCUGAUGCGGCAGGAGCUGCAGCAACCAGUAGUCAGUCUCAAACUCAACAAGCUCAAGCCCCGGCUCAAAGCCAGCAGCAAUUAAACAAUGAAUCCAGGCGGAGGCGCUGCAGCCCGUCUCAACCACCAGACACAGAGGCCUCCGGAACUACUGGCAGUACCAUCCAAACUGCGGCUACGACCGCUUCCGUUCCUGGAUCCGCACCUAUGGAGGCCAGUUCAGCCGCACCUGCUGAAAAGGUUGACCUGCGUGACCCCGAAGCCGAGCACCAGAAGGAGAUGGACGACGUCUACAACCUGUUUUACGUCAACAACAACUGGUACUUCUUCCUGCGGCUACACCAGACUCUGUGCUCGCGCUUGCUGAGAGUAUACCGGCAGGCGGAGCGGCAACUGCUGGAACACCGUGCUGAGCAGAGCAGAGAGCGAUUGCUUGUGGCCGAAGGGAGGAGAGAAAAGGCAUGCGACCUUGCCAUGGAGCUGCGCCUCAAACAGCCAAGUGAGGUGGAAUUAGAAGAGUACUACCCAGCUUUCUUGGACAUGGUGCGCAGUCUGCUGGAUGGCAACCUUGAUUCCACUCAGUACGAGGACACAUUACGGGAGAUGUUCACCAUUCACGCUUAUAUUGGAUUCACCAUCGACAAGGUCAUCCAUAACAUCAUCCGGCAGCUCCAGCACCUUGUGAGCGACGAGGUGUGUCUGCAGGUGGUUGAUCUCUAUCUGGCUGAGAGGAAGAGAGGGGCCGCUGGGGGGAACUUAUCGUCUCAGUGCGUGCGAUCAGCCUGGGAGACAAGCUACCAGUGGAAAGCUGAGCGAGCCAUGGCUGAAGAGAAUUGUUUCAAGGUGAUGUUUAUUCAAAACAAGGGUCAUGUGACAAUGACAAUUGAGCUGCAGGACACUGAAGAGGCCCAGGCCGAUGACCCCUUGGAUGUUCAGUGCUUGUCCAGUUACAUGGAGCAAUUUGUUGGAACAGAGUCCAGUUUGUGCUCACAAGCAGAUGGCUACUUUUUCAAACCAGUGUUUCUUCCACGGAACCUGCGCCGUUUUCGGCGCUGGCAGGUGCGUCAGGUAGAGGCGAUGCGUUGCAGGCGAGAGUGGCAUCGGCAACUAGGCGUGGAGAAUGCCGGCAGCCUGGACUGUCGCUUCAAGCUCAACACUCACAAGAUGGUGUUUGUCAUGAACUCUGAAGACUACAUGUACCGCAGAGGAGCGCUGGUUAAGGCCAGGAAGUCUCAGCACCGAGUGGCGGCGAGCCAGCACGAGCGCUUGGCCAAGUGGCACCGGGGCUGGCGGGCAGAGCACGUGACGGCCUCGGCCGAGCGCAUAGUGCACAAGUGGCUGAUGGGAGAGGACGAGGAGGACAUGAUCCCCUGCAAGACCACCUGCCUGUCUACAGAGCUCAAGGGGCAGGCGGUCAACAGAUACCGGGUCCAUUACAGCGGUAGCAAAGCCCCCGCCUCGCCUUAAGAGGACAAACACACAGAGGUUACAUGCAUGGACAUCCAUACACUAAAUAAACAGUGCAGUACUUGUGUACAUUCACCCAUGUGUUCACUUCCUCAUGGAGAGGGAGAAUGAGGGAGAAAAACUCAUAAACUAGUUUGGACUCGGGGGGGGGGGAUUGGUUAUGAGAACCCCCUCCCCUUCAACCCACCUACCCACUCACAUCAUCAGCAGCAUCAUCUGGCACUAAAAGUCAACACGACUUAACCACAUCCUGGUAAUAGUUUCAGAAAUGUGAAUGUCUGUUUAAUUUUUCUUUACUUUUUUUCUUUUUAAAUGAAAGUCCAGUGUAGUUUUUAGCUUGUAUAGCCAGAUAGCCUUCUGCUUGUUGGUGGGUUUAAUGCGCAUUUCUACAAGAUCAUCGUAUAAACGCGUGUAUGUAUGUUUGUGUAUCCUGUACUUCAUUAUGACAAGUAUGUGCAUAUGUAUUUUUUCUAUAUACAGUAUGCAUUUACACCAUUUGAAGAUCAUAUGGUUCUUUACAGUGUUUGCUGUUGGCCAACUAUUGAUGUUUGCAUUAAUUUCAAACCCCCGCAAUCCCUUGCCCCUUUUUUUGUAUUGUAGCUAAACACAUUAUCAGCGGGGCAAAAAAGAAUCAAAGUUGAUUGGUUUAUUACUGAUGAAAUGUAUCAUAAUCUUGAUUUCACUGAAUGUUUUCUUUGUGUUGUCUGAAUUUCUUUUCCCUUUUUCGUUUUGCGUACUGACAUUGAAAAUAAAAAAUAUCAGUGUUAAAAUAGAAUGUAUAACAUUUAUCCUGUAUCAGUUAUCAUAAAAUAAACAACCUAGUUGUGACCUUCCUAGAUGUUGAUGGGAAAGUCUUGUCUCAAGCAUAAAGUAAUUUGAGCAAAGCCAACACAAAUCUUGAAUUUGGCUAUAUAUUGCAUUCAAUUUGCUACUGGAGAAGCAUGGUGGGGAG